Messenger RNA from Hypomesus transpacificus, 4988 nucleotides. RefSeq names its product tet methylcytosine dioxygenase 3 (gene tet3). Lineage: Eukaryota; Metazoa; Chordata; Actinopteri; Osmeriformes; Osmeridae. Gene Ontology annotation, molecular function: DNA 5-methylcytosine dioxygenase activity. Gene Ontology annotation, cellular component: nucleus. The record is from RefSeq and is a predicted model, not a curated record. Gene Ontology annotation, biological process: positive regulation of transcription by RNA polymerase II; oxidative demethylation.
AUGUUCGGCAGCAGAUCUGGGACCCCAAACAGCACAGAAGACCUCUGCAGCAGCAGCAGCACUAAAGGAGAUGGAACAGCACCCCGGCCAACUGUGGCCUCCAUCAGAGAACUGAUGGAGAACAGGUAUGGAGAGAAGGGGCCUGCCGUCCGGAUUGAGAAGGUGCUUUACACGGGCCGAGAGGGAAAGAGCUCUCAGGGCUGUCCUAUCGCCAAAUGGGUGAUCCGUCGCAGCGGCCUCACAGAGAAGCUGCUGUGUCUGGUGCGUCACCGGGCGGGUCACCACUGUGCCAACGCCGUCAUCGUCAUCCUCAUCAUGGCGUGGGAGGGCGUGCCCCAGGCGCUAGGCGACAAGCUGUACCGCGAGCUCUCCGAGACCCUCACCAAGUACGGCAACCCCACCAGCCGGCGCUGCGGCCUGAACGACGAUCGUACGUGUGCAUGCCAAGGCAAGGACCCGGACACCUGUGGAGCCUCCUUCUCCUUCGGCUGCUCCUGGAGCAUGUACUUCAACGGCUGCAAAUACGCUCGCAGUAAAAUACCACGCAAGUUCAGACUGCAGGGAGACCGGCCAGAACAGGAGGACAAACUCAGGGAUAACUUGCAGGAACUAGCGACAAAGGUGGCCCCCUUGUACAAGCAGCUAGCCCCAAAGGCCUACAGCAACCAGUGUCUGAACGAGGAGACGGCCACAGACUGCAGACUGGGCCUGGAGGAGGGGAGGCCCUUCUCAGGGGUCACGGCCUGCAUGGACUUCUGCGCCCACGCCCACAAGGACCAGCACAACCUCUACAACGGCUGCACGGUGGUGUGCACUCUGACCAAGGAGGACAACCGCACGGUGGGAGAGCUCCCUGAGGACGAGCAGCUCCACGUCCUGCCCCUCUACAAGGUGUCCAACACCGACGAGUUCGGCAGCGAGGAGAACCAGCGGCUCAAGAUGCGGACGGGCGCCAUCCAAAUGCUCAACGCCUUCAGGCGCGAGGUGCGGAAGCUUCCGGAGCGCGCCAAGUCGUGCCGUCAGCGGCGGCUGGAGGCCAAGGCCAAGGCGUCGGAGAAGAAGAAGGGCAAGCUGCAGGGCGGGGACACGCCCGGCAAGACUGAUGUCAUCAGAGCCGAGGUCACACUCACUGGCGCCCCUCAAACACCGCUAGGCAAUAAAGCGAUCCCUAAACAGGAAGUGAAGCCCACCAUCAAGAAGGAAGCGUUCAUUAAGAAGGAGCCCUUCAACGGAGCCCUCCCUGAGGGUUACCCCCGGCAGGGGCCAGAGCCCUACGGGGUCUACCCCCACCCUGCUCACCCAGCCUACUACACCAGGGGGGGUCUUCCCCCCGGGGGGCCGCACCCAGCUCCAGGGGCCGUCAACGGCUACCACCCCAAUCUACCGGCUCUACCCUACGGGUACUUUAAUUACCCCCCCAAUGCACUUUUCCCCCCGGAGCUCAUGGGCUACGACGGCCGCAGCGGCCCCUGGCCCAAAGUGGGGGUCAAGGCCGAGCCCCUGGACCAGAAACCUGACGUCCAGGGGCUGCAGGCCCGCCUCGCCCACCCCUACGCCAGCCACCCCGAGCCACUGCCGCAGCAGCACCCCGCCCCCCGCCCCCAGCACAUCCAAUCGCGACCCUCGUCCGUCUCCUCCGAGGCCUCCCACCGAGGCACCCCCGUCAUCAAGCCAGAGCCCAUGGACGUCCCCGUCUACGAGGGCCCGGGGCCUGGCCGCACCGCCACGCCCAGCUCCACGCCGCAGCCAGACGCCUGGCCAACCCACAAGCCCAACGGUGGCAUCCUGCCCGGCGGCUGGGACGGGAGCGGCCAGCUGACCGCCGGCGCGGCCAACCCCGCCUUCACUCAAGACCGGCAGCAGCCCUCGCCCUACCUCCAGCAUCAGCAGUGGAACUCCUACCCGGGCCCCAACACCCCCAUGGCCUCUCCCGCCCCCUCCCCCUCCCCCGCCAUGAAGGCAGCCCCCUCCCCGGCCUCGUCACCGCACCCAGGCACCCCCCGUCACUGGGACAGCCCCGCCCCUAGCCCUCAGUCAAAGGCCUGGCCCCCGGCAGCCUACAGCCCUGCUCUGAAGCACGGCCAGCCGGCCGGAGCCUUCCCCGAAAAGAUGUGGUCGAAGGCGGGCGAGAGCCGGAGCUCCACCCCCCUGGGGGUGCAGGAGAAGGCGUGGAGGUCGUGCGGGGGCUCGGUGGCCGGCAGCACGCCGUCCCCCGCCCCCGAGGGCCGCCUGUUCCCGGACGCCCUGCAGCAGACGGCCGACGGCUGCUGGGACGCCAACCGCGCCGAGAGCGACGCGGAGAGCGUGCGAGGGCAGGACGACGACGAGGUGUGGUCGGACUCGGAGCACAACUUCCUGGACCCCAACAUCGGCGGGGUGGCGGUGGCGCCGGCUCACGGCUCCAUCCUGCUGGAGUGUGCCCGCAGGGAGCUGCACGCAACCACGCCCCUCAAGAAGCCCAACCGCUGCCACCCCACCCGCAUCUCCCUGGUGUUCUACCAACACAAGAACCUGAACCAGCCCAGCCACGGCCUGGCCCUCUGGGAGGCGAAGAUGAAGCUGCUGGCCGAGCGGGCCCGGGAGCGCCAGCAGGAGGCGGCGCUGCUGGGCCUCUCCCAGGAGGAGAUCAAGGCCUACGGGAAGAAGAGGAAGUGGGGGGUGACGGGAGGCGUGGGCGCGGGGGCCAGCCCCGGCCAGGCCAAGGACAAGAAAGAGGGUCCGGCGACGCGCUCGGCCCCCACCCUCCACACCACGUCCACGGUCACGUCCGCUCCCUACGCCUGCACGCAGCUCACCGGGCCCUACAGUCACUUCGUCUGAGGAUGGACACUGAGUCACUGGGGGCCCCCCCCCCUCCCCAGGGCGCUCUCUCAGCCCAGCUCUUGUCUCUCUCUCUGCGUGGUCAGGUGGAGGACAGAGGGGGGUUUUCUUGUGUUUUUACCUCAUGUCAGGCAGCAGUUUGGAACUGACCUUGGGCAAACUCUGCCUGUGGUGCUUGUCUUCCCUCACUAAAGGGGCGGACUCCAUAGCUUCUCCCUCUUCAUAGAAUUUUAAUGAUCCUAAUUAUUGCUAUUAUUAUCAAUAUUAUUAUGAUUGCUCUUGUUACUGUCAAUGUUGUUAUUACAGGUGUUGUUUAUUAUUAUUAUUAUUAUGAGGAAAUCUCUUUCGUUUUUUUUUACAUUGUUGUUUUCAUUAAUGUUAUUAUUAAUGAUGUGAUUGUUUAUGUUUGUUUUUUAAUCGAGAGUCAAGCCGACUCGCUUUUUUUUACCAUGUUUGUGGAAAAAUAUGGUUUUACCUUUGUUUUUCUUUGUUUUCUCCGGCCUUUGUCAAUCUUGUUCCCGGUGGUUUGGGGGAGGGAGGGGGGGUGGUGGUCUCUCUCUCCACACAGCAAGGCUCAAACACCAGACUCCCGCCACCGCGCAACAAUCUGACCCACGCCACGGGAGCAGUCCCACUGCUCCCAGUGAGCGCUGUGAAGCGACCUCACCUGGGCUCUGUCAGGGUGUCGCCACACCUCAGACAGCUUACAUCUCAAGAGCCUCUCUCUAACUGCUCGCCUUGCUGUGACGAGACAGGCUCCUCCUCCUCCUCCUCGUCCAAUCAUCAACCCAUCCACUGGUGCUCCGCCUCCCCUCCGUCCCCUUCCCAGGAGAGUCUCUCCCUUCCUGUCAGUCCUGUGGAGCUUGUUGUUGAUUAAGGGUACUCGUCACUAGUUGACAGAGAGACCCCCACCAACAGGCACCAAGGGGGGGGGGGGGGGGUCCUUAUCUUCCCAGGGCUGUCCAGGCAGUUUUCUCUCGCGAGGAGAACUUCUCCCUGUCGCCUCUAGAGGGCAGUCCUGGAUUCUGUUCAAAUGGUGCAUAGUACACGACACACAUACGCAAACACAGGCACGUUUGUGAGCUCAUGUGAACCAGCAUGGAGCCCUACCUUUCCUCGCAAGCCCAGAGGGGAGCUCAGGUCCCUGGCCACAGGUCAAUGUGAACUUAUGGUCCACACUGGUAUCGUUGAGGCACAUGGAAGGUGGUGAAUAGACAGCUUGUGGUGCUUUGGUGCUUUCGAAAAACACCUUGGUGCUUUCUCUACACACACUAACGAAAAGGUGCGCUGUGCGAUUGCGUUCACGCCGCGUGUCUGCGGUGCGUACACUGUGCUACACAGGGCCAGCCACCCCACCGUGGCUGCUCAGCCCGCUCAGCCAUCACGCUUCCUUUAGUCACCUUUCAGUGUGGAUGUUUCACCCCAAGGGGCCAAGCUGAUUCUAUCCCUCAUGUUUUUCUGCACUAUCACGCUCGACCUGUCCCCAACACUUGUGGCCUUUAUCAGUCCUGGCCAGGAAAUACCGCCCGGAAGUACCGCCCGGAAGUACAGCCCGGAAGUACCGCCCGGAGGUACCGCCCGGAAGUACCGCCUGGAAGUAUAGCCCGGAAGUACUGCCAGGAAGUACUGCCAGGAAGUACUGCCCGGAAGUACAGCCAGGAAGUACUGCCAGGAUGUACUGCCCGGAAGUACUGCCAGGAAGUACUGCCAGGAAGUACUGCCCGGAAGUACUGCCAGGAAGUACUGAAAGGAAGUACUGCCAGGAAGUACUGCCAGGAAGUACUGCCCGGAAGUACUGCCAGGAAGUAUUUCAAGGAAGUACUGCCAGGAAGUACUGCCCGGAAGUACUUCCAGGAAGUACUGCCCGGAAGUGUCAGAGAUAAGAGGGAUAACAUGCUUUUGCGUGCAGGCUAGAGGUUCGAGUCUAGAGGCUGGCUUUAAGCUCGAGGCAGGUUGGAGGCUAGAGGCAGGACUGCAUGGUGGGGUCAGAGGGUCAUGGGAGGACUAGAGGGUAGUUAGUUGGUGCUAAACUGAAUGGUCCGCUGUUGAUCCCACCUCUUGGGGCUCCACAUUCUCAUCCUGUGCACAGUGCGUGUGAGUUUGUGUGCAAGUUUGUGUGGGUGUGAGAGAGAGAGCGAGAGAGAGAGAGAGCGUGAGUGAGCGAGAGA